CUCUUAUAUUAUCUGUUUACAUCUAAGAUACUAAACCCUUACCAGAUAUAUUUGAUACAAAAUCACUGGGCUUUUUCCCUAUUUGAUCACUCCCCUUCUUCUGCUGGGUGCAUUCAUUUUGUCUGGACAGAAGCAUUUCAGUUCCCUAUUCUCUAAACAUCUUAAAGGAAAUUCAAAUAAGUCCAUUUCCUGGCCUGUUGUCAAAGAGAGGACUCAGAACAGCUGGCUCAGUAGUAUUAAGUUAUUUGAAAAGAGCAACUACACAGAUAUUAAGGAGAUAUGGUCACUGACUAAUCAAGGCUCAGCUGUUAAUGUAAAGAACAUCUGGAGUUUAACCAUUCUGCUCAACAUAUUAGAACAUUCCAGCUAGCUAGACUCCCAGUCUAAACUGGAGGACAUGGGUAUCAUCUGCAAAGUAAGUAGCCAGAAAAGCAGUUCCUGUGAAAAAAGAACAUUCAUCUGCUUUCAAACUUUCUCUUAUCUGUGCUGGUUCUUUCCCUCUCCUUCCCUUCAAUCUCUUUUCCUCUUCUUUCCGCUUUCUUCCUCAAUCGAUCUCUCUCCAUUUUCCUCUUUAUUCUUCCUUUCUCUUUAUAUUGUUGUCUUUCUUUCCUCUUAGUAUUUCUCUCUCUUUUCUCUUUCUUCCCUUUGUCAUCCCUCUUCUCUUCCUCUCCCCUUCUCUCCUCUUUUUUCUCUUCUCCUUUUUCUUUCUUCCUUCCUCCCUUUCUCUCUCCCUACUUUGUCUCUUUUCUUCUCCUUCCCUUCUUUCUCCCAUUUUCUCUCUUUUCUCCUUUUUCUCUCUCCUUUCUUCCCUUUUUUUCAUUCUCCCCCAUGUAUCUCUCUUCCUACUUCUGUUCCUUCCUCUCCCCCCCUCUUUCCUCCACUUUCUUUCUCUUUCCCUUUAUCUGACUUUAUUCUCAAUGCUCUAGAAAUAUCUCUAUGGCUAUCACUUACAGGGCAGGUCCUGAUCUACCCUAGUAGAGCUUAUUGCUCACCUGAAACUCUCUAUCCUGAUGAAACCACAGAGUCUAUAACAACAUCUCAUUAAUGGAGAACUCUAAGAUUUACAAAGUGCUUUCUUCUCAAUGGACUUAUGAGUUAAGGAAUUCAAUGAUCAUUAUCUUCAUAAUAUAGAUAAAGAGAUUGAUACUUAGAAAUGUAUAAUGAUAACUAGCAUUUGUAUUGUGCUUUAAUCUUUGCUUGGUAGUUUAAAUAUGUUAUCUCAUUUGAUCCUCACAACUUUGGGAGAUGGAUGUUAUUAUUAUCCCCAUUUUUCAGAUGAGAAAACUAAAACAAACAAGGGUCAAGUGACUUGAUCAGAAUCUAAGUGACUUGCUGAUAAGUAUCUAAGGCUGGAUUUGAACUCAGGCCCUCUUGGUUCAGGACUUCAUUGUGCCCCCAGCUGCCUCUAGCCCAGUACCAGGAUGGGUGUGAAUUUGGGAAAUGGUAUGAAAUUUGGAAUUUCACUUGUUAGAAAGAAGUUGUGGAAACAGUUAUGUAUAGUAAAAACUCCAAACAGAAGCUUCAGCAAGGUAGUGAACAAUCAAAUUCAUUGAGGGACAAUACAAUUUCUUAGACAUCCUGCUGGAUUUGGAAUCUCGAAACCAUGGCUCAAAUCCCACCUCUGAUGGCUACUGACAAUAGGAGCAUGGACAAGCUAUCUCAGUUCUCUGAACCUCAGUCUCCUUGUCUGCAAAAUGGAGCUGAUGAUGCUAAUGCUUCCUCCUUUACAUUGGUGGCAUAAGGGGAAAAAACCUGUAGCCCUAGAGUAUUAAUAAUAGUCAUAAUAAUUAUGAGUUAGCUAGUAUUUUAUAGUACUUUAAGACUUGCAAAGCACUUUACAAAUAUCCUAUUUCAUCCUCACAACAACCAAAGGCACUUUUAUUUUCCCUACUUAACAAAAGGGAAAACCAAGGUUUAGAGAGGUCAAGUGACUUACAGGUUCACACAACUAGUAAGUGCCUAGGGUAGAAUUUGAACUGGGAUCUUCUUAACUCCAGAUCUGUCACUCUACACACUGCACCCUAUCAUUGCCAAUAGAAUCAUAUACUCAGAGCUUGCAGAUACUUGAGAAGUCAUUAAAUCUAGUCCAACAUUUUACAGAUGAGGGAACUGAGACCUAAAGAGGUGAGAGGACUUACAUAAGGUCACACAAGCAUUAAGAGACAGAGGUAGGAUUUGAACCCAGGUCCUUUGACUCUAAAUACUGUGCUCUUUCCUCUAAAAACAGCUAUCACAUAUUCUUCCCUCUCCAGGCCAAAUGCUCCCAGCUUCUUCAAAUUCUAGGUCAAAAGUACAUGGCUUCAAUGCUGCCUUCUUUCCAGAAAACUCUUGAAUGUCUGUUCCCAUGGUAAUAUGUCUUACUUAGAACCUUUAACCCAAUCUCCCUGGAAUUGGUGAUGACUUACUGCAUUUAUAUAGAUAGAUGAUGAAUACAUAGAUGGACAGAUGAAAUCCUAGGGGAUGGAUGGAUAGGUAAAUAGAUAGGCAAAUAGAUAAUGGAUAGAUAGAUAGAUAGAUAGAUAGACAGACAGACAGACAGAUAGAUAGAUAUGGAUGGAUGAUUGGUAGAGGUAGAUGAUAGAUAGUUUGGUAGAUAGAUAGAUGAUGGAUAGAUGAACAGAUAGUUACCUAGAAGAUGAAUGGAUAGGUAGGUAGAUAGGAAAUUAGAUUAUGGAUGGAUGAUUGGUAGAGAUGGAUAGAUGCUAGGUAGGUAGAUAGACAGAUAAGGUACCUAGACAGGUAGACAGAUCAGCAGUUUGAUGGACAGAGAGGUACAGAGAGAGAGAAAAUAGGUAGAUGGUAAAGAUAGAUGCUAGGUAGGUAGAUAGACGAUGAAUAGAUGGACAGAGAGGUACCUAAAUGAUGUAUUAACAGAUAGGUAGAUAAAUAGAUGGUGGGCAGAUGGGUAGGUAGAUAGAUAACUUGUUAACCAUCUAACCAUUUGUUAGGCACUGUACUAUAAACACAAGCAAGUAAGGCAGUCUCCACCUCAAGAAGUAUAUUUUAACGGAAAAUACAAUAUAUAAAGAGGAAUUGGAAAACAAAGAGGGGUACUGAGACAGGCAGAAUUUAGAGAUGGUCAAGAAGUGGGAAGUAGAGACCUGGAUUUGGCAGGAUAGGUGAAAGCUCUCCCAAUCAGAGACCAGAGUGGUUCCAACAGCAGAGUCCAACUUUCCUUUGAUUUUACCAUAUAAUUUUGAGAAACCCAAGAAGUCCCUCAUCUAGCAUAUGUUGUUUCUUCCAUUAGAAUCGAAGCUCCUUGAGGUCAGGGAGUGUCUUCCUUGCUUCCUUGCUUGUAUCCCUGGCAAUUAGCAUUAUUCCUGGCAUAUAGGAAAUUCCUAAUAAAUUUUAGAUGCUAUAAUGUAUAACAUUUGUUAUUUGACAUAAACACAGAUAUAUGCCCUCUAUAUGGUUUCCUUCUUUCCUUCUAGAAUUAUCUCCUGUUUUCUCUGUGUUCUCUCUUGCAUAUCUUAGAAGGGGAAGCAAACUUUUUCCCUUCUUGAACUUUGAAACUGAUGUUCCUUGAGGGCAAGGUCUUUUUCUUUGCAUCCUCUCAUAUCCAGCAUAGGACCUGGUACAUAUUAGGAAAUUCAUGUUUGUUGGUUGUUUGGCAGCUACUGAAGACACUCUAAAAGUUCAUGGGAUGGACACUGGCAGUCCUAUGACUCACCCAGAAACUGCUAAACUCACUCCCAUCUUCCUCCAAGUCCAAGGGAAGAGGCAGGAUUCUCCUGGAGAUUAUUUAGAAUUACAGAACCUGGAAGCCAAACCUUCAACUCCAUACAUUAUUCUGUAGUCAUGUGUCAUUAUGGGGAGGGCACUCUAUCUGGAAUCAUAUAUAAAACCUGGGUUCAAAUCCUAGCCAAACUAUAAUCAAGGUGGAACAAAUAAGGCUUUGCCCCAAGCAAGUGUCUUUUUUUUUUUUUUGGACCCAACCUGUGAUUUUCCCUGGUUUGUAGAACCCGUUUCAUGUAAGGAAACACCCUAUACCAGUGUAGCUCAGCACAUGCUCUGUGACUUGGUGGGUAGAGUUGCCAAACUGACCUUAGAGACAUUGAGAGAGCAGAUACUUGUCUCAGCUCUAGAGAGAGAUGGAGGAGAAUUAGGAACUGUAGCAUACCAAGGUUGAUCUACCCCUCUGGUACAGUCUGUGGCAAUCAGAAUCAGGGACUCACUUCUCUCUUUGCAUCCCCAGGGCUUCAUUGCACAUGGAUGGUGCUUAAUAAAUAUUUGUUGAUUGAUGUCUUUUUUCUAGGGUCUUUGCCUCCAACCCUCUGGGCACCUCCCACCUAAGCAGAGGCUGAGGAGGAGGAUCCAGGUAAUUGUCAUAAAUACCUUUUGGAAUGGCCAGUUCAUGCAGCAGAAGUCCACAUCAUUCAAAGGAAAUCAUAGCCAAGCCCAUGAUCUAACAGAACAGGAUUCUGAGAAGGGGUCCAUAGGCUUCACCAGACUGACUGCCAAAGGGAGUCCUUGGCACAAAAGAGCUUGAGAACCCCUGCUCUGGCCUCAGAAAAGUGAAGACACUGAAAUUGAGAAAAAGAGGCCACUUUCUAUAGGAUCCCCCUGGCACAUUUAGCCCUCUCCUCACCAGUCUCUUGCCCGGGUAGUCCUUGACCCUUGGCUUGGGUAUACUUAUCCUGGCCGUGAAGGACCCCAUUGGGCAAGUCCUCUCCAGCUCCAGCCAUGAACUUCCUCCGGCGCCGCCUCUCUGACAGCAGCUUCGUGGCCAACUUGCCCAACGGCUACAUGAUGGACCUGCAACGUCCCAGCAGUUGCACCAGCUCCCCCGUUUCCCCAGCGAUGGAGAGAAGGCAUCCACAGCCUUUGUCUGCCUCCUCCUCCUCCUCUGGCUCCAGCCUCUUCAGUUCCCUCUCUAGUGCCAUGAAGCAGACCACACAGGCAGCCUCGGGGAUGAUGGAGCCCCCAGCACCCCCUACACCCAUCAUCCAGAAACCCAAGAUCCUGUUGGUGGUGGAUGAUGCGCAUACAGACUGGGCCAAAUAUUUCUGUGGAAAGAAGGUGAAUGGAGAGAUUGAGAUUCGAGUGGAACAGGCUGAAUUCUCAGAGCUGAACCUGGCCUCCUAUGUCACCGGGGGCUGUAUGGUGGACAUGCAGGUCAUGAGGAAUGGGACAAAAGUUGUGAGAUCAUUCAAACCUGACUUUGUCUUGGUUCGGCAGCAUGCUUACAGCAUGACCCUGGCAGAGGAUUACCGAAGCCUGGUCAUUGGUCUCCAAUAUGGCGGACUCCCUAGUGUGAACUCCUUGUAUUCCAUUUACAACUUCUGCAGCAAGCCCUGGGUGUUCUCCCAGUUAAUUAAGAUCUUCAAUUCAUUGGGACCAGAGAAGUUUCCACUUGUAGAACAAACAUUUUUCCCCAACCACAAGCAAAUGCUCACAACCCCGACUUUUCCAGUGGUAGUUAAGAUGGGACAUGCUCAUGCUGGGAUGGGGAAGGUGAAAGUGGAAAACCAGUACGAUUACCAGGACAUCACCAGCAUUGUGGCUAUGGCCAAGACUUACGCCACCACAGAAAGCUUCAUCGAUUCCAAGUACGACAUUCGGAUCCAGAAAAUUGGCAACAAUUACAAGGCCUACAUGAGGACGUCUAUCUCAGGAAACUGGAAAGCCAAUACAGGCUCUGCCAUGUUGGAACAGGUGGCCAUGACUGAGAAGUAUAAGCUGUGGGUGGAUGCCUGCUCAGAGAUGUUUGGGGGCCUGGACAUCUGUGCCGUCAAAGCCGUCCACAGCAAAGAUGGGAGAGAUUACAUCAUUGAGGUGAUGGACAGCUCCAUGCCUCUGAUCGGGGAGCACGUGGAAGAAGACAAGCAACUGAUGGCCGAUCUGGUGGUGUCCAAAAUGAGCCAGCUCCCGGGGGCCGGGCCCGCAGCUCCUCUGCCUCUGAAGCCCUGGCAGGUACAGCUGAAACCCAUAAAAUCCCAAGGACAAAUCCAGCUGGGGCCUCAGCUCGGACAGCCUCCCCAGCCUCGUCCGUCCCCUCAAGGAGGCCCCCGACAGGCACAGCCUGCUCAGUCUCCACGAUCUGGAGGUCCCCCCCAGCAGAGGCUCUCCCCACAAGGCCAGCAGCCCCAGAGCCCCCAGGCUGGCUCCCCACAGCAGCAGCGCUCUCCAGGCUCCCCACAGCCAUCCAGAGCAGCCAGCAGCAGCUCCCCAAGCCAGGCCGCCAAACAGGGCACCUUCCCUGCCUCACAACCCCGGCCCCUGGCACAGGGAAGAGGACCUUCUCAGCAAGGAUUUGUGGGAGAUUCCAAGCAGUCGGUGCCUCCCCAUCCCCAUCUCAACAAAUCCCAGUCCCUGACUAACAGCCUGAGCACAUCUGACUCAUCCCAGCGGGGGAACCCCAACGAAGAUGAAGUCAAAGCCGAGAGCAUCCGCAACCUGAGGAAGUCCUUUGCCAGCUUGUUUUCUGAUUAAGCCCGCCCUACCAGGGGCGGUGGAGGGGGAGCAUCAAAGCAAGGGAGGGGGUGAGUGCUCCAGCAAAUGCACACUCACCCUUGAAUGUAGCCACCCCCUCCUCACUCAUUCACAUCCUCAUCAGCCAGGCUGACAACAGCAAUGCCUGAAGGUUCAGAUGCGAUCUGUGACCUGAGUCCCUUGGGAGUCAUUUUGGGGGGCCUCUCUCUAAGCCAGAAAAUGAUUCUCCGUCCUGUGUUCUCAUUCCACUUUUUACGGUUGUCCUGAAUUGUCCAUCUGGGGAAUAGGGGAUUGGCAAGUUGGGGGAGUGUCUGGAACGGGAUCAGUGUUCCAGUUGGACGCUUGCUCCACAACGCAGAGCACCCAAGCUCAAGUCUCGGUUGAGAGGACCAGAUUUCCAUUCGUUGUUUGUGUUAGUCCUGCCUUGGGGAAAAAAGCUCAGGUGUGCUGAUCUCCACCCAUGCACCCCACAUUGUAGCCAUACCUCAACACUCCACUAGGCAAUAAGGAUUCUGACGCUACAUGGAAAAAAAUUUUAAAGGCUCCCAUCCAUUCACUUACCUAUUAAUGACAGGCUUAAAAACUCUCCACAGAUCUCCCCACGCUAUUGCAUGCACAGGCCUUUUGGCAUCCCAAAGGAGAGAUGGAGGGAGGUACAGGAGAAUGGAUUUGGAAUCAGGAACCGAGCUCGUAGCCUGGCUUUGACCUGUUGUGGGACCCACCCUGAGCCACUCUCCCAGAGACACCGAUUAAGGGCUGGGAAAGGACCUUUCUGAUCAUCAAACACUCCCCUCUCUCCCAGUCCUCAUUUUAUAAAUGAAGAUGCUGAGACCCAGGGAAGACACAUCCUCAAGUCACAAAAACAGUAAGGAGCAGCGCUGGAAGGUGAACCCAAGUUCUCUGAGUCUAGCAUUCUUUCCCCCGUCCACGCUCCCUCCUCCCUGGGCCUCAGUGCUCUAUUUGUAAAAUGAAGGAAGGGCCUUGGACUAAAUGAUCUUUGGGGUCUCAUCACACUCCAAAUCUGUAAUCCUAGAAGAAUGAUGGAUGAUCCAUAUCUAUUUUCUGUUUCUAGAAUUGCAUGUCUAGGCAGUCUGGAGGGGGUCCUUCCAGGUUUGUGUCUAAGGGGAAGAGGAAGAUACUCCUAAAGAAAAUGUAUUUGUUGAGAAUGUCUGUGCUUGUAUUCUCAAAUCUCCCACCAGAAGCCCUGGGUCCCCUUCCAGGGACAGGUUCAGACCCAAGGAGUUCAGAAGCCCAGGGUCAUCUGCACACGGUAGUAUCUGGUGCUAGAAACCUUCAAGGUUUCCACUCUGAAAGCCCACUGGAUACCAGUGUCCUGGUGAGCAAAAAAAACCACAAAAUUCACCAGAGGGAGGUAGGCCACUUUUUGUUGUGGGGGCUGCCAGUUAGCUUUUGAGUUCUGGAAGAUCUAUUUGUCCGCCACUCUUAGCUUCACUGUUUUUCAUUCCCUUGUAAGAGGCAGUGUGGGCCAGUGCAAAGACAGGGGCUUUGGGAAAAGAUGACUUGGGUUUGAAUCUCUGUUCUUCCACCUGUCACUUGAGACAAGCCAUUUGCCUUUUCUGGGUCUUAGCUCCCUCUGCUGUAAAAUGAGAAGGCCAGGAAUGGGGUGGAGGGGAGACUAGAAAUCCUUGUAUGACCCCUUCCAGCUUUUUAAUCAAUGAGCCUGAGUUUAUAGGUGAGGUGGGAGAGGCGGCCUCUUGUAAGGCUUCAAAACCCGGACACAUUUCCCCUUGCAGCUCACAGGAAAUUGAAGGCUUGGCAGUCUCCCAAAUCCAUCUCCAGGAGAGCCAGGUAGGAAGGACCCCUUCCUGUUCUUCUAGCCCUGCCAUCUUGUCUUUCAAGGCCAAACCAAUGAGGUGGAGACCAGACCAGAAGUUAUUUUCCUCUGCAUAUCCUGGCAACUGUAACUGUUGGCCUGGAACAAACCGGUCCCAACUCAAGUAAGCCUUCAAACAGACAUGCCAUACUCUGGCCUCCUUGCCAAAGGUGUGGCGUGGCUGGUGACCUGUUUGUUGGCUUUGGACAGACUCUUGACUCAGUAUGGUUUGGUUGGAGGUUCCUUGGAGGCACAGCUGGUACUUUGGCCUCCCUCCUCACCUUUAAUUCAGUAUCAAAAAAUGAAAAAUCAGGCUGAUUCAGGAGUGCUUUUCCUUGCCCUUUGGCUAGGAUUAUUUCCCAUGUCUGCAGUUAUUGGCAAUGGUCCUGGCAUAACAUUAAUCCCAUUGGCACCUAAGCCCUAAACUAGUGACUGAUGACACUCCCAGGAUAUUUUGGCCUUGGUUGACAUCAGCUAACCCCCCAAAAUAAAAUAAGAUCCACAUAAGGAGCUAUUGUCUAGUGUAAGGGAGGGGUGGAAUAGACCUAAUACUGGGUUGUUUUUUUCCUGAGUUGUCUCUGGGAAAAUAAUUCCCUCCCUCCUUUCCUCCUUUUAUUCAUUCUGUCCUUUUGGUUUAAGUACAAGAGUUUAGGACAGACUGCAGAUUCAAGAACUCCCUGCCAGAACUUCUGAAGGUUGCAUCAAGAAAUACACUUGUCCUACCACACCCCUUGUUUUUAGCUCCAGUUAUGCAACCAGCUGGCCCACUCUGCCCCCCAUGCCACCAGGAGCAGCCCUGACCUGCAGGGCUAGGGGACAUAAGGGUCCAAUUCCCACUCCACAUUCCUCCCAGGGUCCCGCUUGGUGUAGCAAAGGCCUCAGUUAAAAAGGCCUGACUGGAUUCCAGCACCCCUGCUGUCCAUGUAUUGGCUUAAUGAAACUUGAUUGCACAGGAGGCUGAUCGUCUACUUAGUCACUUAUGGUGGAUCUUGUGCUUUUUCUCCAUCUCCUAUCCUAUUCCCCAGUUUAGCCAUAAUACUGCUCCUUAGACUGAUGGGCCCAGGGGAAGACAAGCUCAAGAAGUGAUGCUCAAAUGAAGAUGGUUAGCCAUUUAGGAGAAAAAUAAAGUUUGGAGGAAGGAUGAAAUUGUAUGUAGAGAUUAAAAGUUUGAGAUUAUAACUUCCCCUCUGGGUGCAAAUGAUCCAUCUCUCCCCUCCAAAGUAACAAACUAGGCUGGCCCGUAUCCACUGCACCCAUGCUUUUCCGAACUAUGUUCUCCCCCUCCUCCCCAGCAGAACUCGCCAUUCUUGCAGUAAAGAGAGACUUGACCAUGAUACAACUGAAGUCCUCUGGAAAAUGAGGUGCUACUAGCUGUAGUGGAAAGGGGAGCUAAGGAUUCCAUUCCCAUCAUAGACUAAAGGACAGCUGGGUUCAGAACCACAAGGGUUCACUACCACCAUCACCCUUGACACUCAAGGGAAGGCUGUUGCCUCUGGCAACAUAGGAAAUUUGAAGACCCAAUUUCUUUCCUUUGUCUUUCUUAUAUAAGAGACUUUUUCAGUCCAUAGGGGGCUCACACUGCCAGCUGAAUACAAAGACAAGGUAGGCAGUACCAGCGGUCUUUCACUCACUCAGUCUGGCCAGUUUGGACACAGAGAACAUGGGAAAUUCCCUGGCAACCUGAGGCGCUUCAUGUGAAUUAAGAUCAGUAUAGAUAGGACAUGGUAUUCUAGCAGUCAUACCAUUACCAAAUCAGAUGGUCCAGUGAGUGAUCCCAAAGAAUGUGUGAUAAGCCCAAGAUUAGCUCUGGGUAAGUAAGAUCUCACUGAAGAAGCUUCCCGCAGCAUCACAAACACUCCUGGGGCUCUUAAAAGCCAAGCGAUAACUAUCUAUAGACCUUAGUUGGCUCUCCCUGAGAGUAUAUGCCCAUCCGUGAGGCCAUUAACUGCUUUGUAAUGAACUCAUAAAAAGGAAUCAUUUCUCCCUCGAGAAAUCCUCAACCCACUUUGAAAACUGGAUUCUCCAGGCUAAAUACAUUGGCAUUCUAACCUAUGUCACUUCCUACUAUCCCCCCCCCCCCCCCCUUUAAGCUAGUUUUAAUCGGUAUCACUUUGAAAAUGGAAGAAAAGGCUUUUUGGAUGCAGAGAUCUCUACCUUCAGAGUCUGUUGGUGGAUUGUUUUCUCAUAUAUAUGGCCAUAUAUUGAAGAGCACAACCUCAGAACAAGUCAAUGUUCACUGUGUUAAGAUUUCAUGAAGGUCGAUAUUUAACAAGAAAUUCAGAGGCUGCCUCAGUUACGGUGACUUUAUAUCCUGAAGCCCACAGGGCUAGAAAACAGAGGGAAUAACAGCUAUGAACCUUUCCUAGUAGUUGGGGAAGAUGUUGGUUUUCCUUCCAAAUCCAAGGCUAUCUUUAGACUAAGAUGAUGCUGUGCUGACUCAAUAGACUAAGGUGUAAAAGUCAGUUACCUUGGGUCCCUCAACUCCAGAGGGCCACUCAUUAGUUUAAUAAAUCCUUGUGGUGUUCAAAUGCUCCAUAACAGCACAAGGAGGCAUGCUGAGAGACAUUCUCCUUUUCAAGGGUUCCCUAAUAUGAACAAAACAGCCCGAUAGAUGCCAAAAUGGUGCACAGCAUUGCCUCUUCCCAGUCCUAACCCAAGUGUAACAGCAUAGUCUGAUAUAUGAAGGAAGGAAAGUGGCUAUAGCAAAAGUUGACACCUGGCUUCUACCUUGCCCAGAGGUAGGUUUUCCAGAGAAAUAGUUCUGUUGCAUCUCAAAAAAGGACAUUUUCAGCUCCUGAGGGUUCUCAAGGGUCCCACUGGGCAAGCUAUGAGAAUGUUGUUUUAUAAUCUAGCUGCCUUAUUGGGGAACUGAAUGAAAUGACAUAGUAUUAGGGAAAAGAUACUUCCUAUAAGCAUCAAUAAGGGAGUGGAAUUAUCGAGAAAAGUGCUUAAGUGAAAUGGAGACUUGGGCCAAAGAAAAUCAAUGCCAGAUUUUCCACUUCAAAGACAACAAUUCUAAACUGGAGAAACAAGUGGGGAACAUGGAAAACAGUCAACUGUGGCCAUAUUCCCUUGGAAGCAGGCAGCAGAAAUCUGCACCAGCUGGCAUCUAGGGACAGGUAUUUUAAAUGCUCAGACAAGGCUGUUGGCCACUGACAAGGUAGAAGCCUUUCACUGGAAACACCUGAAUCAGGGGUUCCAGUAAGCAGGCAAGAUUUGUCUGCCCUGGUCUAGGUCAAAAAAGAGGCAAGAUCCAAAGCCAAGUCAGGACAUCCCAUAACAAGUUGAGUUCCUGUUGUCCAGAACCCUCCAUGGAUUCUGAGAUGAUGCUAAUCCUGCUUGAACCACAAAGCAGAUGGUGUCCCUAAAAUCUUGCAUAAGCCACAUCACCAAGAAUGUAAUCUCCCUAAAGAGCAGAUAGCUCUCCUUUCUUUCAGUGUAGGAAGCAGCUUAGAUUUAUUAAGGACAGGAUUCUGUCUUUCACUGACUUGAGAGACAGAGAAUUGGGAGUAUUGAAGAGGGAAUCAUUUAAAAAUUCAAUCUUAACCAUUAAGUUAGCUGUGCAGUUAGUCUUUACCUAAGUGAACAAGGUGUGACUUCUACUGAGAAAUAAUAUUGCCAUUGGUUUUCCUAGUGCCUCCAUAUCCAAGAUCUCCAAGGCAUUUUCAUGCCUCAAGUUUUCCUUUUGAGCUUUCUACAGGGAGCUCAGAUCAGAGCUAACAAACUCUUCCAAAGGCUGAUAUUACCCACACAGGUUGUGUUGCUAGCAUUAAGCAUUCUCAUCCUGUCAUUCUAAUAUUCCACUUUUGACUAAUAAAAGGGCAGAAUUUUGGACAUGGGCAAAGAGCAGGAUGGGAGAAAACCAAGGCUAGUUGGUGCAUUGACAAGAUACAUAAUGCAUAAAGGGCACAAAGGAUCCCUUGUGCCCUACCAGGGCAGAACCAGUGAGGGGCAAAAGCAGAUGAGAGCAUGGACACACACUGAUCUUGUUUUCAGACAACUCUGAACUGGAAGUGGGGGAAGGGUUCAGGUUUUUUCAGAGUCCUGCAAGGCAGUAAUUAAAUGCCCCUUGCUUUGGCCUUAUCAACUCACCUCCCACAUGAUCUCUCUGUUAAAAGAAUAAUUAUUUUCUUUAACACCGCAACUACUAUCUUUUCAUCCAUGAAAAUCCAGAAUACCACACAUCAGUUUUUAAAUUGUUUAAUUUAAACUUUUUUGUUUAAUGACGUUUUUAGAACCUACUGGUAUAGUACACACUCUGCUGCAAUUGUUUUCUCAUUUGAGUUGGUAGAUAGUGGAAGAAAAGAAUGUUCCCUUGUCAUCCCAAAUCUAAUUUUCUGAUUUGUAGUGUUUUAAUAUGGAAUGGAACACACACUGAAGUCCUACAUUCCUAUCGAGAAGGCACAGAAUAACUGUGUAGAUUGGCCAGGUGAGCCUUUUUAGUCUAUGGGGCUAUAUCUGCCUAGGUAAAAGGUUAACCAGUAAAACAAGUUCCUAACUUUCUUCCCAAAUUAUAAGGAAUCCUAGAUUGUCUAAAUCAAGCUGGCCCCUUACUGCAUCUUACAAAAUAGGCUAAGCCCAAAUAGAGGGUGACAGGUCCUACCCUGGUUUACAGGAACUGCUUCUCAUGUUACUAGGCCACCUCUAGUUCAUCACCACCAAACCACCAAAUAGAAGAACAAACAAGAUUCAUUCAAAGAUUGAAAACUAAUGACUCUCUCAGGGUCCAGAGUUUAGCAAAGUCAAAAUGGUGGGGAGGGGAAGAAGAAAUGUGAUGGUACUGUCCUCACAUUCAGUAUGAGGUUGCCAAAUAUUAGAGCUGCGAAAAGACGUGAUUUUUCUCAUCUUCUACAAUGUGACCUUGGGUAUGUCGGCAACCCCAUAAUCAACCCUUCUUAUUUCCAUCAGAUUCAUUUACAGGAAUUGUACACUGAACUUCAAUUACAAUUGGAACUAAAAAUUAAAGUGAUUGGAAGUGAAGAUCCUUUAGGAUCCCACCUUGAGAGUUUUAUGUCACACUCUGGGCACUGUAUUUAAGGAGGUUGACAAACUGAAGCAGGGGAGCCCACUAGGACGGGGGGCCUAGAAACCAGCUGAAAGAAUUAGGAAUGUUUUGUUUGAAGACUCACUCUGAGAGACAUGAGCUGAUCUUGAUAAUGAUUCAAAACAAUGUUCUGUGGAAAGAGGGGUGCACUGGUCCUGCUGAGUCCUAGAGGGGAAGAACCAGCAGAUUUCAGCUUAAUAAAGGGAAAUGUUCCUAAUAAUGAGAGCUGUCCAAAAGUAGAAUGGGUUGCUUUGGGGAGCAGUGGGUUCUUAAUCACUGGAGAAUCUUAAGUAGAGGUCAGAUGAAGCACUUGUCAAGUGCAGGAUUCCUGAACAGGAAGGCUAGUCAAGAUGACCUCAGAGAUUGUCUGCCAGAGAUUCUGUGAUCUUAUGUAGAUGUGCUGUCCUGGGCUGUUAACUGUACAUACCAAACCCAUCUUCCUUGCUUCAUCACCUAUCAAAGUGGUAUUAGAUACACAGACAUAAAAAACUAGAGCUAAGGAAUUAUCUACUGUUUGUUGUACCAAUUCAAUGAACUCUGCAAUCUGACUUGCAUGAAAGGAACAUUGCAAAGUCCCUAUAACCAUAAACUUAGGAGAAUCAGAGCUGGCUGGCAACGUGGCAGCUAUAACUGAGGGACACCAGCAUCAUUCAUUGCCUCAAGGAUGAGAACAGAACCAACUGUCCUGUGAUCACUGUUUUUGGAUAUCGUAUCUUUGUUGCUUACAAUUGUCUCAACAUUGUUUUCUUCAAAAAGGGCAAUUACAAUUUGAAGAUUGUUAUAUCACAAGCUCUAAAAAGUGUAUUAGUAAGUAAAAUGUGGGUCUGAAAAGUUCUCUACCCUUCUCCUUCCAUUAAAGCUUCAGAGGUGAGCCUCAAAGUCAGAACCCAAUUGAAUUAAAGUGAAAUGUGUAUUUGUUUAUUUAAAUACAGUAGGGUGCCCUUAUCUGAGGUUUCAGUUAUCCUUGAUCAACCACAAAGCAUGCUGGAGGUCCUCCAGCAAAGUACAGAGGUCUCUUCUGCUUUUGCAUCCACAUUUUUUAUGGGGAACAAGUUGGGGUGGGGGAGGUUAUGAGGGGUCCAAUGCCAGGCAUGGGGCAGAAGUAGAGAGAGAUAACACAUUUAAUGUGGCAUCAGCAGGUGUUCACCUCUAUCUGUGGUUCAAGCAGCCAUGUUAGGUCUUGGAAUAUAUUCCCCACAGAUGGGGGGGGGGGGGGAGCCCUACUGUACAGUAAAAAUAUGUCUGCUAUAUAGCGCCAAUCACUUAAGCUACUGUGUGAAAUGGCCCAUGGAAAAAUAUUAUUGGUCUAGUUUAUUCAGUUAUUUUUAAAAGGUCUCAAUUUAUAACAAAAAGAAAAUGGCAUUUCCUUACAUGCAAGAUAAAAAUUGUUCCCAUAACAUCUUCCCAAGCCAUUGCCUUAUAUGUAAAAGGGGACAAGUAAAAGAAGGAAGAAGCCAAUAUUUGUAAUAUCCGUAAGAACCUUCAUCUAGGGGCAGUGUUGGUAAAGUAUUGGCAUGCCUGCCAAGCUGGCACAGGGAGAGGGAGAGCUGCUCUGUUCCACCUCUUCCCAGGACCCAAGGGCAUUUUUUGCAAGCCCCACCCCUCUGUCUAGCCAUCCAAUGUGAGCACUUCCUCCCUCCACUCUCUGGGGUAAUGCAAAGACAGCCUGAAGUUGCAGUUUGGGCACACAAACUUGAAAACCUUUGCCAACACUGCUCUAGACCCUAAUUGUCAUUUUUUCCCCCUCAUCAUGCUCCAAUUCAGAUCUUAAAUGCUGGUCAUAUUAUAUAUAGCAUGUUUCUAUGCAGCUGUUUGUAUGAUGACCUGUUUGUGUUUGGUCUUUUCUGUUGUAAGAAAAAUAAAAAUCCUGAAUUUUGUGUA
Messenger RNA from Monodelphis domestica (gray short-tailed opossum), 15191 nucleotides. NCBI's taxonomy places the organism in Eukaryota, Metazoa, Chordata, Mammalia, Didelphimorphia, Didelphidae. The record is from RefSeq and is a predicted model, not a curated record.